This is a messenger RNA of Ceratitis capitata (Mediterranean fruit fly), 3313 nucleotides long. Its product is annotated as zinc finger protein 729. The transcript has 5 exons. Lineage: Eukaryota; Metazoa; Arthropoda; Insecta; Diptera; Tephritidae. Bases 20 to 3295 code for a protein of 1091 amino acids. Gene Ontology annotation, molecular function: zinc ion binding; nucleic acid binding. The record is from RefSeq and is a predicted model, not a curated record.
UAAGAGAGCUAACACAGAAAUGAUCGACCCUGACUUGGACGACACACAUCUCUGCAUCAAAUGCAAGUCCACGGUUGUCGGCCUAGAAGCUUACAUCGCACAUCGAAAGACGCAGUGUACCAACCUCAACAGUACCGCCGUGCGAGAGAAGAAGGAUCAUGCCACGCCACAUGCGGAUCACAACGAAAUAAUUUCCACGCCACGCGCACAUCUCGAUCACACUUACGACACAUUUUCAUUUACGGAACCAGAACACUUCAAUAAAGAGUCAACACAUGGCGGCAAGACAACCAAAUCACUUGCCGACUCUUAUGAGCUACCCUACGAGCUGGGCGCUGAUGUCUUUUUCUCCUCAUUACAGCUGCAGAGCGUACAAUCGGCAGGACCCUCAACAAGUGGUAAACAGAGUUUGGGCGCACACAAUCAAACGUUAACAACGCUACCGCAGCGCCAACAGAAAACCGAUUCUGCUGAAAAUAUCGCGUCGGCUGACGGGCCAUGGAUGUCGGAUACACACGCUGCCAGUGGCGGUAAUGUGGAACAACAAACAAAGAACUACGAAGUUUAUAAGCCCAUAACCUACAUACACGAAUCACCCGAAGCUAGCGAAGAGGAAGACGAUGAUGUGGAAGUGGAGGGGGAGAUGGAUGAUGACGAUGAGGAUUACGAUCCUUUAGAGGAUGCGCAUGCAAGUGGCGGUAAAUGGAAGCCGCCAACAAUGCGACACUCACCGCCCGUGGUGCCGGAAUCACAUACCGGCGGCAAGUGGCGUCCAGAGCAACGACCAACAUUGCAUGUCGCACACGCGCAACUCACACGUAUCUCACCAAACUGGGAUGAGCACGUCGAAGAGCUAGACACCGUUGAGGUGCUCGAAGGCCAACAUCCGCCCGUCGGGCAUACUAAAGGUAAGUGGAUACCAGGCACCAAAAUGCAGCGCCUCGAAUACAAGGAGGAAGUAGUCGAACUUGCAAAGUCGGCAAAUCAAGAAUAUUGGUGCAAUAUUUGCUGUCGUCGCUUGAAGAACAAGACAAAUUAUGAGAACCAUCUAAAAACCGGUUAUCAUUUGAAACGCGCCGAGCCCGAAAGACAAUUGGAAAAAGCGGAGUUGGGUGAUAUUCUUCAUGGCGAGUUGAGUAAAAGUCUGGUGAUAGAGGUUGAAGAGACGAAGGCUUCCAAUCGCAGUGGCUGUACCAAGAAACGCAAACGACGCGCCAACUUCAUUAAAUGUCAGCUCUGCAAACUCAGCAUGUUGCGCCAUCUAGUGGGCAAACACUUGAUCUCACACUACCACUACAGACGUAUGCAAAAUAAUCCCACGAAGUCGCUGCAUAUGAUACUGGAGAAUAUACACUCUAUAGUCUUACAGUCGCCGUUCCAGUGUCGGCCAUGUCGCUUCUAUACCAACACUGAGGAGAUGUUCCUGCAACACUGGAGCUCAUCAACGCAUCAGGACGCUACGGAAGGACUCGGAAAGUUUUGGUGUAGCUACUGUCACUUCGAAUGUGAGGAUAACAAUCAAAUGCGACGCCACUUGCUCGGCGUCGAACAUAAAGAAGUCAUACUCGCCAUUAACCGCUCGGUGCCGAUCUGCAUUAGCAAACCAUUGAGCUUCGACUGUAAUCGCUGUGGCGAUAAGUUUCGUUACAACGCCGAACUGCGUAGACAUAUGUUAGACUGUCAUCCGGGUAAGGAGCUGUGUGGCACCAUUUCGAAUGAAUAUCAAAACCGUUACGAAUGUACAACAUGCGCAGACAUGUUUCGUUCGAAGAUCGCAUUGCAACGACACGAGAAGAACAAGCACAGCAUCAAUAAAUAUUUCUGCUCGAUAUGUAAAAUGGUAUUCAAUACGCCAUGUCAGGCGCGCCGGCAUCGAAAAACGUUGGUGCAUCGUAAGUGCGCUGCUGAGGCGGCGAAGAGCCUAGGUGUGAGGCGGACGACGGCUGUGAAGAAUGUCAAUAGUUGCGGCAAAUGUGAUUUCAUCGCCUCAUCCGACGUAGAAGCCAUGUUACAUGAGCUCGCACACCAUAAGAGCGGUGCUGAUUGCAAUGUGGCUAAUAAAACAAUCAGCAGCACCGCGUGCGCUGGCAAAAACAAUAAACUCGAGCAAAAACCAACCAAACCAAAAGUUAUCGAGUUACCAAAGCUCAAAUGUAAGGACUGUGUCGAGUUCUUCGACUGUAAAGAGUCGCUAAAGGAACACCGUGACGUCUCACAUCCCCUACUGAGCCAUGUCUGCUUGAGCUGUGGUGAGAGUUUUGCGUUGCCACAAGCAUUAGGGCGUCACACACGCAACUGCCAGCCGAAAGCAAGCACAUCGAAGGCUGCGGCUGAAAUUAAGAAAUGUGGAGAAAAUAGCUUCAGCUGCGACUUGUGUGAUUUCAGCGCCCCCUUUGAAUCGGAGCUGAUAUUUCAUCGUCUUCAUCACACACUCGGCCCAUUGAGCAAAACUCAAAUUAUCGAAUGUCCAAUUUGUUCGAAGGAGUUUCGCAAAUACUCGCUCCGUUGCCAUUUACGUCAGCAUACAAAUGAGAAGAAUUUCAUUUGCGAAGUCUGUGAUAUGAAAUUUGCUCGCAGCCAUAAUCUUAAGGAUCACAUGAAGUCAGUGCAUGGCGUUCCGGUGAAUGAAGGGAUGAGUGUUGAACUAACGACCUCGGCAAAUCCGGAGCCUACGACGGCUAAAAAGCCAAAAAAAUUGAGCAGCGAGUUGGCUUGCAGCUCUUGUCCCAAAACAUUCAGUUCAUCUUAUAUGCUAAAGAAGCAUAGUGUGAGCCAUGCCGUUUCGCCGUCGGGGAACCUCGAAAAUUCAUGCAAAUUCGAAAACUGUAAAUAUGUUGCCGCAAGUGCAACUUUACUACGCGUCCAUGCUGCAUCACAUGCCAAGGAGCAAUUGAAAUGCAGUGAGCCAUCUUGCAGCUAUGAAGGGAAGAGUUUGUUGCAUUUGAAGAGGCACUCACGCACACACCUCGCUCCAACUAAAUUGUAUGCCUGCGACAAAUGUGAAUUCAAAGCGCGCAUUAAAGGUCACAUUAGACGUCAUAUGCUCACACAUUCCGGCGAGAAACCCUUCCGCUGUCCACACUGCCUAUUCCGCUGCAGUACCUUUGACAAUCUACGCAAGCAUGUGCUCAAAACAGGCAAACAUCCGGGUAAAUUUAUAUACGAAUGUCAGCGCUGCGCAAAAGGCGAGCAGCAGCAGCGAAAGUCUUUCAAAACAAACUCAUAUGUGGAGUUUCAAGCACAUAAAGCUGCAAUGCAUGCGCAUGCUUUGGAAGAAGAGAGCAAGAGGAGCUAAAUAAGUUAAUGAAUGAAA